Paramuricea clavata is the source of this 1158-nucleotide messenger RNA. The record is from the annotation of a GenBank genome assembly. NCBI's taxonomy places the organism in Eukaryota, Metazoa, Cnidaria, Anthozoa, Malacalcyonacea, Plexauridae.
GACAGCGUUCCUCAUUCUGAGGACAACGUUCCUCAGUCUAAGGACAGCGUUCCUCACUCUGAGGACAGCGUUCCUCACUCUGAGGACAGCGUUCCUCACGCUGAGGACAGCGUUCCUCACCCUGAGGACAGCGUUCCUCACUCUGAGGACAGCGUUCCUCUCUCUGAGGACAGCGUUCCUCACUCUGAGGACAGGGUUCCUCACUCUGAGGACAGCGUUCCUCACUCUGAGGACAGCGUUCCUCACUCUGAGGACAGCGUUCCUAACUCUGAGGAAAGCGUUCCUCACUCUGAGGAAAGCGUUCUUCACUCUGAGGACAGCGUUCCUCACUCUGAGGACAGCGUUCCUCACUCUGAGGACAGCGUUCGUCACUCUGAGGUCAGCGUUCCUCACUCUGAGGUCAGCGUUCCUCACUCUGAGGACAGCGUUCCUCACUCUGAGGACAGCGUUCCUCAUUCUGAGGACAGCGUUCCUCACUCUGAGGACAGCGUUCAUCACUCUGAGGACAGCGUUCCUCACUCUGAGGACAGCGUUCCACACUCUAAGGACAGCGUUCCUCACUCUGAAGACAGCGUUCCUCGCUCUGAGGACGGCGUUCCUCACUCUGAGGACUGCGUUCCUCACACUAAGGACAGCCUUCCUCACUCUGUAGACAGCGUUCCUCACUCUGAGGUCGGCGUUCCUCAAUCUGAGGACAGCGUUCCUCACUCUGAGGACAGCGUUCCUCAUUCUGAGGACAGCGUUCCUCACUCGGAGGACAGCGUUCCUCACUCUGAGGACAGCGUUGCUUACUCUGAGGACGGCGUUCCUCACUCUGAGGACAGCGUUGCUUACUCUGAGGACGGCGUUCCUCACUCUGAGGACAGCAUUCCUCACUCUGAGGAAAGAGUUCCUCACUCUGAGGACAGCGUUCCUCACUCUGAGGACAGCGUUCCUCAAACUAAGGACAGCGUUCCUCACUCUGAGUACAGCGUUCCUCACUCUGAGGUCAGCGUUCCUCACCCUGAGGUCAGUGUUCCUCACUCUGAGAACAGCGUUCCUCACUCUGCGGAAAGCGUUCCUCACUCCGAGGUAGGCGUUCCUCACUCUGAGGACAGCGUUCCUCACUCUGAGGACAGCGUUCCUCACACUGAGAACAGCGUUCCUCACUCUGAGUAA